Messenger RNA from Phycomyces blakesleeanus NRRL 1555(-), 735 nucleotides. RefSeq lists its product as hypothetical. NCBI's taxonomy places the organism in Eukaryota, Fungi, Mucoromycota, Mucoromycetes, Mucorales, Phycomycetaceae. The transcript has 2 exons. Bases 1 to 735 code for a protein of 244 amino acids. The record is from RefSeq and is a predicted model, not a curated record.
AUGAAAAGUAAAAAUGAACAAAUGUUUGUACACCCCAGACUCUUCGGAUUAUUCCCUAAGCCUGGCUUGGGUUGGCGAGUUAUCAAGAUUGAUAGUAAAAAUAUAGCGGGUGUAUUUCCAGAAGCAUCAUUGAAGAGAGAAGUGAACGAACCAUUAUUUCGUUAUACUCAAAAGCGCUUUCACAAUGGCUUCCACUUUGCCAAUCUCGAACAUUUGCAUAAUUUACCUAUCAAAAACGGCAAGAUGUUUUUAAACGGACUAUACCUUGAUGGUUAUACCUGUCUUGUUUUAUUCUGUCGUAAAUUUCAGCCAGCUUUACCUGUAGAAAAAGUUUCUUUGGAACUCAAGGAUUUCAGUGAUGAAGAGGUGAAUGAACAUUUCAGGCCAUGCGCAGGUUAUAUUGGGAGAAAAUAUGCAUUUGUUUCUUACCAUGGAAGCAACGACUUAAGAAGUCUGUCUUCAAAAGAGUAUUAUAUCAUGGGUAGUACAAUCAGAAGGCAAGGAAAGGAACAGGAGCACAAAAAAAAAUUGGGUGUAGAAAAAAUUGAAACAAAUACUCCCACUCCCAAAACUACAUCAUGUCAACGCUACAUUUCGCAUAUCGACUACAUGUUUCGACAUACGGGUGUCCUUUUUAACUUUGAUGGGUUUCGAAUUGUUGCCAUCAAAUGGCGUAAUUAUAUUGGACCCCAAAAGAAUAUUGAAUAUUCUGUAGAUAUCCUUUUGAAUAGAUAA